This is a messenger RNA of Orcinus orca (killer whale), 6548 nucleotides long. RefSeq names its product DENN domain containing 4A (gene DENND4A). Bases 1434 to 6479 code for a protein of 1681 amino acids. Gene Ontology annotation, cellular component: cytoplasmic vesicle. The record is from RefSeq and is a predicted model, not a curated record. NCBI's taxonomy places the organism in Eukaryota, Metazoa, Chordata, Mammalia, Artiodactyla, Delphinidae. Gene Ontology annotation, molecular function: protein binding. Gene Ontology annotation, biological process: regulation of Rab protein signal transduction. The transcript is spliced from 31 exons.
CACUAGACUUCAAAGUCUGAUUCUGUAGGAAUUCCUCCUUCCGUUGCCAGACCGCCAGGUUGGGAAGCCUGAUGUGGGUCUCAGAACCUUCACUCCAGUGGGUUGACUUCUGUGGUAUAAGUGUUCUCCAGUCUGUGAGUCACCCACCCAGCAGUUAUGGGAUUUGAUUUUACUGUGAUUGCGCCCCUCCUGCCGUCUCAUUGUGGCUUCUCCUUUGUCUUUGGAUGUGGUGUAUCUUUUUUGGUGAGUUCCAGUGUCUUCCUUUCGAUGACUGUCCAGCAGCUAGUUGUGAUUCUGGUGUUCUCGUAAGAGGGAGUGAGAGCACGUCCUUCUACUCCGCCAUCCUAUUUUCUUACUCUUAAAUCUAGUAUCAGUCCUGAAUAUAGAGAAAGUUCCCUAAUCUUAGUGGUAGGGUCUUAUUUUAAGCAAUGGGUUGUGGUUUAUAUCUUUUAACAAUCUUUGUUUCCAUUGACUAUAAGGUAGUCAGAGCAAAUUUAGAUCUCUGUAGGAGACGUACAAUGACUUCUAACUCGUUCAGAAAAACUAAAAUAGACAUGCAAUGCAGGAAACUUGUUUUCAUAUCUGCCAAAUGUGUAUAUAGAGAAUCAGACAAAGGUUAGAUUUAAAUUAUUGAUGUGUGGAUAAUACUCAAGGGUAUAGUUAUUAUAGCUUAUUUUUGAUUUGGGGAGAUUAGGUGGCUUGAUUGAAAGCAUCUACUAGUUUUCAAAACCAGGAGGAAAAAAACCCAAAAAACCAAAACCCAAAAAACAGUCUAAUGGACAUGAGGAAAUGCAUGAGGAGUCUUUCCUCAAGUUCAUACAUGAUUUUUUUACGAGGUUUACAGCUUUGGCCUCAAAAAAUGUUUCCCCCACUUCUCCACCUCCCAUUAAAAUCUUCUGGCGGGCUUCCCUGUUGGCGCAGUGGUUGAGAGUCCGCCUGCUGAUGCAGGGUACACGGGUUCGUGCCCCGGUCUGGGAAGAUCCCACGUGCCGCGGAGCGGCUAGGCCCGUGAGCCAUGGUCGCUGAGCCUGAGCAUUCGGAGCCUGUGCUCCGCAACAGGUGAGGCCACAAGAGUGAGAAGCCCACGUACCGCAAAAAAUAAAUAAAUAAAUAAAUAAAAGCUUAUAGCAUGGAAUAUCUUUUUCCAUCCCCUCACUUUCAGUCUGUAUGUGUCCCUAGGUCUGAAGUGGGUCUCUUGUAGACAGCAUAUAUACGGGUCUUGUUUUUGUAUCCAUUCAGCCAGUCUAUGUCCUUUGGUUGGAGCAUUUAAUCCAUUUACAUUUAAGUGGGGAUCAGCAGUGUACUUAUGUUAUAAAAAAUCGGUGGCAAAGACUAACACUAUAUCUUACAAAGCUGGUCUAAUUUGUAGAUACCCUCAAGAAGAUUAUGAGUCAUUCUCACUCCCAGAAUCUGUUCCCCUAUUUUGUUUACCAAUGGGUGCAACUAUUGAAUGUUGGCCAUCAAAUAGCAAAUACCCUCUCCCUGUAUUUUCUACAUUUGUGUUAACUGGAGCCUCAGCUGAAAAGGUCUAUGGUGCUGCUAUUCAGUUUUAUGAACCAUACUCCGAAGAGAAUCUCACAGAAAAACAGAGAUUUCUUUUGGGUUUAGCAUCAUCAGCAGAUGAGAAGUCUGAUAGUUCCAAGACAAUUCACACUAGUAAAUGCAUCUGUCUUCUCUCUCACUGGCCUUUUUUUGAUGCAUUCAGGAAGUUUCUGACUUUUCUAUAUCGUUAUUCCAUCUCUGGGCCUCAUGUCCUUCCAAUUGAGAAGCAUAUUUCUCAUUUUAUGCAUAAAGUUCCUUUUCCAUCUCCUCAGAGACCACGGAUUUUAGUUCAGUUAUCACCACAUGAUAAUCUGAUUCUCAGUCAGCCUGUUUCUUCACCUCUUCCGCUAAGUGGUGGCAAGUUUUCAACACUACUUCAGAAUUUAGGCCCUGAAAAUGCUGUGACACUACUGGUGUUUGCAGUAACAGAACAUAAGAUUCUUAUUCAUUCCUUACGGCCUUCAGUGCUUACUAGUGUGACAGAAGCAUUAGUGUCUAUGAUUUUCCCUUUCCACUGGCCAUGCCCCUAUGUUCCUCUCUGCCCACUGGCUUUAGCAGAUGUCUUAAGUGCACCAUGUCCGUUCAUAGUAGGAAUUGAUUCAAGAUACUUUGAUCUCUAUGACCCUCCACCAGAUGUCAGUUGUGUUGACCUAGAUACCAACACAAUUUCUCAAACUGGUGAUAAGAAAAAUGUAGCCUGGAAGGUACUUCCAAAGAAACCAUGUAAAAAUCUGAUGAACACACUGAAUAAUUUGCACCAGCAGUUGGCAAAAUUGCAGCAGAGACCAAGAGACGAUGGACUAAUGGACUUAGCAAUGAAUGAUUAUGAUUUUAAUUCUGGAAAGAGGUUGCACAUGAUAGAUUUGGAAAUCCAGGAGGCAUUUUUGUGUUUCAUGGCCUCUAUUUUAAAAGGUUAUAGAUCAUACUUAAGACCAAUAACACAAGCCCCAUCUGAGACAGCCACAGAUGCAGCCUCUCUUUUUGCCCUACAAGCUUUCUUAAGAAGCCGCGACCGGUCACAUCAGAAAUUCUAUAACAUGAUGACCAAAACACAAAUGUUUAUUCGCUUCAUUGAGGAAUGUUCUUUUGUCAGUGAUAAAGAUGCAAGCCUGGCGUUUUUUGAUGAUUGUGUAGAUAAAGUGGAUAUGGACAAGAGUGGUGAAGUGCGACUUAUAGAACUGGAUGAAUCUUUCAAAAGUGAACAUACUGUUUUUGUAACACCACCUGAGAUUCCCCAUCUACCCAAUGGUGAAGAACCCCCUUUACAGUACAGCUAUAAUGGAUUUCCAGUUCUUAGGAACAAUUUAUUUGAGAGACCUGAAGGAUUUCUACAAACCCGAAAGAGCAAAUUGCCUUCAAAAUCAAGUAGUCCUAGUAGCCCUUCUCCCAUGUUCAGAAGAACAAAACAGGAAAUUAAAUCAGCCCAUAAAAUUGCCAAGAGGUACUCUUCCAUUCCUCAGAUGUGGUCUAGGUGUCUACUGCGUCACUGUUACGGGCUGUGGUUUAUUUGUCUCCCAGCUUAUGUGAAAGUAUGUCAUUCAAAAGUCAGGGCUCUGAAAACAGCCUAUGAUGUGCUUAAAAAAAUGCAGUCAAAGAAGAUGGAUCCACCUGAUGAGGUGUGCUACCGCAUUCUUAUGCAGCUCUGUGGACAGUAUGAUCAGCCAGUGCUUGCAGUUCGAGUGCUGUUUGAAAUGCAGAAAGCUGGUAUUGACCCCAAUGCCAUAACGUAUGGUUAUUAUAAUAAGGCUGUUUUGGAAAGUACCUGGCCUUCAAGGAGUCGUAGUGGCUAUUUUCUUUGGACAAAAGUGAGGAACGUUGUUUUAGGAGUAGCACAGUUCAAAAGAGCUUUAAAGAAACACGCACAUUUAUCACAAACAACUCUCUCAGCAGAUGGCAGUGACCUGGAUGCUGUUAGUCAUGGCAGCAUGGAUAGUGGUCAUGGGACACACACUGUGGAGCAGGCACCUUUUAAUACGGGUUUAAUCAAAGUGUAUGCUUCUGAUGAUAGAUCUAGUACAGGUGGCCAGUCUGACCUUGGAUAUAAUUCACUGUCUAAGGAUGAAGUUAGAAGAGGGGAUACAUCUACUGAGGACAUUCAAGAAGAAGAAGAUAAGAAAGGGAGUGAUUCUAGUUCCUUGUCAGAGAGCGAGAGUGCAAAGGGAAGUGCUGAUUGUCUUCCUAAGCUCAAUUAUCAAAGUUCUUCCAGUAUAGUUCGCCUCAGUGCUGCAAAUAACAGUGCUGAUAAAACAUCAGGAGAAAGCACAGAAAGUUCGUCUGAGCCGCUCUUAAUAUCAUCUUUUGAGGAUACAAAUGAAACAGGAAACAUUCACAGUAGAUGCUUCAGGAAAAGACAUAAAAGUGACAAUGAGCCUAAUUUGCAGCAGCAAAUGUCCUGGGGAAAUAGAAACCGAAAUCUUAGUGGAGGAGUACUAAUGGGACUUAUGCUCAAUAGAAUUAACCAGGAAGCAAACCCUGGAGAUAUGGUUGAAAAAUUAGGAGCUGAUGCAAAAAUUCUUUCAAAUGUAAUCUCAAAAAGCACAAGACCAAAUAGUCUUGAUAUUGGAAAGCCAUCUUUAAGAUCAAAUAGAGACAGUAUAGAGAAGGAAUCUAGUGAUGAUGAUACACCUUUUGAUGGUUCUAGUUGUUUGGCAGAUAAAGUAGAUUCUCCUGUUAUUUUUGACUUAGAAGACUUAGACAAUGAAACAGAUGGAUCAAAAGUGGGGUACAUUGCUCCACAAAAUCCUAAGAGGAGUCAACGCUUGAAUAGCAGCUUUUCAGUAAAACCUUUCGAAAAAACUGAUGUUGCAACAGGAUUUGAUCCCCUCUCUCUUUUGGUUGCUGAGACUGAACAGCAGCAAAAAGAGGAGGAGGAAGAGGAGGAAGAUGAUAGCAAAAGCGUUUCGACACCAUCUGCUAGGCGGGAUUUAGCUGAAGAAAUUGUGAUGUAUAUGAAUAACAUGAGCAGUCCUUUGACAAGUCGAACACCAAGCAUUGAUUUACAACGGGCCUGUGAUGAUAAAGUAACCACUAAGAAAAGUCCAACGUUGGUCAAGGCAUGCAGAAGAUCUAGCCUGCCUCCUAAUUCUCCUGGGCCAGUGAGACUUACCAAAUCUAAAAGUUACUCAAAAAGCGAAGACAGACCAAGGGAUAGACUCUGGUCUUCUCCAGCCUUCUCACCUACUUGCCCAUUUAGAGAAGAAUCUCAAGAUGCAUUAACCCAUUCAUCACCUUCAUUUAAUUUAGAUACACUACUAGUACCUAAACUAGAUGUUCUAAGAAACAGUAUGUUCACUGCUGGAAAAGGAGUCGCAGAGAAAGCAAGCAAAUGGUAUUCAAGAUUCACCAUGUACACCACAUCAUCCAAGGAUCAAAGUUCUGAUCGUACCAGUCUUUCUUCAGUGGGAGCCCAGGAUUCUGAAUCUACCUCUUUAACAGAUGAAGAUGUCUGCCACGAGUUGGAAGGAGCCACUUCUUGCCAGGAAAGCAGUGCCACUGCAGGGACUAAGGGAAUUGAUUUCAGCAGAACAAGCCUGGAAGGUUCUUCCUCCUUAGAAGGAUCCUUGUCCAAGUUUGCCUUACCUGGGAAAUCAGAAGUGGCAUCUUCCUGCAACAUGAGUAAUACAAAUAUCUUCCAGAACUAUGCAAUGGAGGUUCUUAUCUCGAGCUGCUCUCGUUGUAGAACCUGUGAUUGUCUUGUCCAUGAUGAGGAAAUCAUGGCUGGCUGGACAGCAGAUGAUUCAAAUCUCAAUACAACCUGCCCAUUUUGUGGCAAUCUUUUCUUGCCCUUUCUGAACAUCGAAAUAAGAGAUUUAAGACGACCUGGAAGAUACUUUUUGAAGUCAAGCCCGUCUACAGAAAAUAUGCAUUUUCCAUCCUCCUUUUCAAGGCAGACAAGGCAGUCUUGUAUCUCAACAUCAGCCUCUGGUCUUGACACAUCUGUUCUCUCUGUUCAAGGGAAUUUUGAUCUAAAUAGCAAAUCAAAGUUGCUCGAAAAUACAUGUGCCCGAAGUAUUCAGAUCCCUGCUGAUAGAUCAAAAGCAGCUUUGUCAAAAUGUCCAGUAUUUCCAAUGGCCAGGAGUGUUAGUACUUAUGGCACCUUGGAUAAGGAAGACAAUGGAGGACAGAAGCUCAUUCCUACAGGCAGCCUGCCAACUACUUUACAAGGAGCUACAGAUUCUUUAGGAUUAGAAUGGCACCUCCCAAGUCCAGAUCCUAUCACUGUUCCAUAUCUUAGUCCUUUAGUGGUAUGGAAGGAACUUGAAAGCUUAUUGGAAAAUGAAGGUGAUCAUGCAAUAACAGUGGCAGACUUUGUGGACCAUCAUCCAAUUGUUUUUUGGAACCUGGUGUGGUAUUUUAGACGUCUUGACUUACCCAGUAAUUUACCUGGAUUGAUUCUUUCUUCUGAGCAUUGUAACAAGUAUUCAAAGAUUCCUCGCCACUGUAUGUCUGAAGACAGUAAAUAUGUUUUAAUACAAAUGUUGUGGGACAAUAUGAAAUUACAUCAGGAUCCAGGACAGCCGUUGUACAUCCUCUGGAAUGCCCACAGUCAAAAUCGUACUCUUUUGUUUGAGACCCAGAAGUAUCCAAUGGUCCAUUUAUUGCAAAAAGGUGAUAAUUCAUUUAACCAGGAACUAUUGAAAAAUAUGGUAAAAAGCAUUAAAAUGAAUGAUGUCUAUGGACCAAUGAGUCAGAUUUUAGAGACACUGAAUAAAUGUCCUCAUUUUAAAAGACAGAGGAGUUUAUAUAGAGAAAUACUGUUUCUCUCACUUGUGGCACUGGGAAGAGAAAACAUUGAUAUAGAUGCAUUUGAUAAAGAGUACAAGGUGGCAUAUGAUCGCCUCACACCUAGUCAAGUCAAGAGUACUCACAACUGUGAUAGACCACCAAGUACAGGAGUGAUGGAAUGUCGAAAAACCUUUGGAGAACCUUAUCUUUAAGAUAUGUGUGUGUAUUUUUUCAAUAUGUAUUGUGUAGUCAGUGUAUAAAAUAACACUUUUAGACUCUAA